This is a messenger RNA of Oncorhynchus keta (chum salmon), 1832 nucleotides long. RefSeq names its product zinc finger protein 239-like. The transcript has 4 exons. NCBI's taxonomy places the organism in Eukaryota, Metazoa, Chordata, Actinopteri, Salmoniformes, Salmonidae. Gene Ontology annotation, biological process: regulation of cytokine production; regulation of immune system process; negative regulation of transcription by RNA polymerase II. The record is from RefSeq and is a predicted model, not a curated record. The coding region runs from base 804 to 1658 and encodes 284 amino acids.
CAGACCUCGUCUGUCGAAGGAGAAAAUGCGGAAAUUGACAUUGCGUUUGUUUUUGGGGAUCUUAUUUUUUUUGGUGGGGGAAGGCGAUGUCAAGGCAUAAAUAACACUACUCGUCAAACAAUGAACAAAUAACUUCACCAAAAAAAAUAAAUGUAUGAUUUCGCUUUAGCUACCAAAACAAGGCUUCAGGUUUUGUGCAUCACAGGAGAGAUGGCGUCAGUGAAAGACAGCAGUCAGACACUCCUGCUCAAUGUCAUCACGAAAGAUAAAGAGGAGGAAGUGAAGAUUUGGGAAUGUGAUGAUUACCCAGGUAAGGAAGGGAAUGUGAUGAUUACCCAGGUAAGGAAGGGAAUGUGAUGAUUACCCAGGUAAGGAAGGGAAUGUGAUGAUUACCCAGGCAAGGAAGGGAUUGUGAUGAUUACCCAGGUAAGGGAGGGAAUGUGAUGAUUACCCAGGUAAGGAGGGGAAUGUGAUGAUUACCCAGGUAAGGAGGGGAAUGUGAUGAUUACCCAGGUAAGGAAGGGAAUGUGAUGAUUACCCAGGUAAGGAAGGGAAUGUGAUGAUUACCCAGGUAAGGAAGGGAAUGUGAUGAUUACCCAGGGAAGGAAGGGAAUGUGAUGAUUACCCAGGUAAGGGAGGGAAUGUGAUGAUUACCCAGGUAAGGAAGGGAAUGUGAUGAUUACCCAGGUAAGGAAGGGAAUGUGAUGAUUACCCAGGUAAGGAGGGGAAUGUGAUGAUUACCCAGGUAAGGAAGGGAAUGUGAUGAUUACCCAGGAGAGAGUCUAGAGGCGACGUCAGUGAAGAUGGCAGACAGAAGUCAAACACUGGGGCUGAAUGUCACCAUUAACAGAGAGGAGAAGGAAGACGUUGGUGAAUCUGUUGAUCCUGGAGAGACCCCUAACUCCUCUGACCAAGUUGAGACAUUUCCUGCUUCAGUCAAGCAACGUCGGAAAGUGAGCAAAGUGAAGAAGCCUCACCGCUGUCCCCACUGUGAGAAGAGUUUCCCGUUCCUUUCAUAUCUUGAAAGACACGCGCGAAAACAUUCUGGAGAGAAACCGUACUCCUGCUCUGACUGUGGGAUGAGUUUCUCCCAACUGAGUGGCUUGAACGUGCACCAUCGAACGCACACUGGAGAGAAGCCUCACCGCUGUCCUCACUGUGAGGAGAGUUUCCCGUUCCUUUCAUAUCUUGAAAGACAUCUGCGUAAACAUUCUGGAGAGAAGCCUUAUUCCUGUUCUGACUGUGGGAUGAGUUUCUCCCAACUGAGUGGCUUGAACGUGCACCAUCGAACGCACACUGGAGAGAAGCCUCACCACUGUCCUCACUGUGAGAAGAGUUUCCCAUUCCCAUCGUAUCUUGAAAUACACCUGCGGAAACAUUCUGGAGAGAAACCGUACUCCUGCUCUGACUGUGGGAAAUGCUUCACAACAUCAAGUCAUCUAACCUCUCAUCGGAGAACUCACACAGGGGAGAAGCCUUACUCCUGCUCUGACUGUGGGAAGAGUUUCCCAUUCCCAUCAUAUCUUGAAAGACACCUGCGGAAACAUUCUGGAGAGAAGCCUUACUGCUGCUCUGACUGCGGGAAAUGCUUCACCACAUCAAGCAAUCUAACGCUACAUCAGAGUGCACACAGGGGAGAAGCCUUGGAGCCAAUUUGAGUUCAAAAGAAUUGACCCAAAAAGAAAAAGAACAGAAAUGAAAAAAAUAAUUGUGAAGUAAUGCAUGGUGAAACUGAAAUGUAAAAAAAAAAAACAUAAUUAUGUAAACAAAAAAGUGAAUUGUAUGAAAAAAAAAUGUCGAAUUCAAACACAUUGAAAAUGAUUUUCAAAACA